Hibiscus syriacus is the source of this 600-nucleotide messenger RNA. RefSeq names its product callose synthase 5-like. Bases 1 to 600 code for a protein of 199 amino acids. Gene Ontology annotation, molecular function: 1,3-beta-D-glucan synthase activity. Gene Ontology annotation, cellular component: plasma membrane; 1,3-beta-D-glucan synthase complex. The transcript is spliced from 6 exons. Lineage: Eukaryota; Viridiplantae; Streptophyta; Magnoliopsida; Malvales; Malvaceae. Gene Ontology annotation, biological process: (1->3)-beta-D-glucan biosynthetic process. The record is from RefSeq and is a predicted model, not a curated record.
AUGAAUCAGGACAAUUACUUGGAAGAAGCAUUCAAAAUGCGCAAUCUUUUGGAAGAAAUUAAUGAGGAUCAUAGAGUACGACCACCUACAAUUUUAGGAGUUCGUGAGCAUAUCUUUACAGGAAGUGUCUCUUCUUUGGCUUGGUUCAUGUCAAAUCAAGAAACAAGCUUUGUCACCAUUGGUCAAAGAGUUCUUGCAAGACCACUGAAGGUUCGUUUCCAUUAUGGUCAUCCAGAUGUGUUCGAUAGAAUCUUCCACAUAACCCGUGGAGGCAUCAGCAAGGGUUCUCGUGGCAUCAACUUGAGCGAGGACAUCUUUGCUGGUUUUAACUCAACCCUGAGACGAGGGAACAUUACUCAUCAUGGGUAUAUUCAAGUUGGGAAAGGUAGGGAUGUUGGGUUAAACCAAAUCUCACAUUUUGAAGCCAAAGUGGCUUGUGGUAACGGGGAACAGACACUCAGCAGAGACAUCUACAGAUUAGGCCAUCGCUUUGACUUUUUCCGCAUGUUGUCCUGCUACUUUACAACGGUUGGAUUUUAUUUCAGCUCAAUGGAGAACAUCAAACGAAUGCUUUUCUUCAAUAACCCCACAUAUUUUUGA